AUGUUAUUCUCACGCAAUAGUUGGUCAAAGAAGAUGCAAAGGAUUAGUGAAACACGAAAUAUUGAAUUUUUCGUGUUAACUUCAUUAAUCCAAUUCUUGGUCAUGAUCUUUUUUUAUCUAAGAUUAUGGAAUCGUUUUAACUUCAUCAUACACUCGAAUGAUUCUAGUGACGAUGGAUGUUUAAAUAAUAAUCAUAUGUCUUCAAAUGACUAUCCUUCUUCAUUUGUUCUUGAAUUUCUCUUUCUCGUAUUAUAUCAAAUUUUCCAAUUUAAUUUUGCUUUAAAUGCGGUAGUCACUCAAUAUUGUGCUCAAGUUAGUAUCAUUGCUCUCAUGAAUGGAAUAAUAUCUUUGUAUGGUUUCAUCCAUUUUCUUGAGAUUAGAAGAAUAGUUAACGAAAUAAACGCUUCUUGUGCUAUAGCUCCUAAUCCACAAUACUUGGCUUAUGAUUUUCCUUUCAUUGUCACCUCUUUAAUAUUUGCUAUCACAAUGGGUUAUUUCGCUUAUAAAGUUCGUCGCGAUCUUUCUGGAAGAAUUUAUAAAAAGAUCGGACUUGAUAUGACAAUGCAAGGUAUCUUAUAG
This is a messenger RNA of Dentiscutata heterogama, 579 nucleotides long. NCBI's taxonomy places the organism in Eukaryota, Fungi, Glomeromycota, Glomeromycetes, Diversisporales, Gigasporaceae. The record is from the annotation of a GenBank genome assembly.